Messenger RNA from Ostrea edulis (European flat oyster), 3795 nucleotides. RefSeq names its product uromodulin-like. Lineage: Eukaryota; Metazoa; Mollusca; Bivalvia; Ostreida; Ostreidae. The transcript is spliced from 11 exons. The coding region runs from base 718 to 1908 and encodes 396 amino acids. The record is from RefSeq and is a predicted model, not a curated record.
UUCUAUGUAUUUAUUGUUCUUUGGUUUGAUUGUUUGUUUUCAAUGUUUUAUAUGUAAAGCGCUUUAGGAUAAUUGUCUUAAUUAGAUAAUGCGGUAUUUAAAUGUAUAGAAACGAAUAUUAAAACUAGCAUUAAACGUCUAAGUUGUAUUUGAAACGAAUACAUGUUCCUCAAUUUUAAACGAUCAAAUUACACUUGAAUGAAAGUGAAUAAUCAGUGAAAUUAAAAAAAAUAGACAGAAAAAUUUGAAUGUUUAUGCAUGGAUAUUUUGCAAGAAUUGUAAUACGUUAAAAUAAUAUUUACCAUACUUAGUGCGAGAUAGAUUGAAAAUAUAUUUGAAUUGAUAAAGUAAAGGUAAUUAAUGCAUUCCCGAUAAAGCAUUGCCGAAUCUAAAAUUUCGCAUAGGAAUUCUUGGCACCAAAGUACUAUGAUACAAUGAGUAUACCAGAGUUAAAUUUCUAUGUGCCAUGCAAUAAAAUUGCCACUAUUUAAACGAAACUAAUUGUCAAAUCCGAAAUGGUUUUCCCAAUGACAGGGAUCCUGAUUUAAAUGUCAAUCAUCUCCAGCUCAGUGGGCGCGCACGCGACGAAUCACGUGUGACCUCGUACGUCUGACUCUUAGGUAGAGUAUUCCAUACAUUUACUACCGUAACGUAAUUACGAACGCGAGAGAUAAUGGUGCGGACGGUUUAAAGAUUUUUUUAAAGGUGACAGCCAGAAUGACAAUGCUAUCGCUGUUAAUCGUCGUUCUCAUCUGCAAUAUUGCCGAAGCUGCUUACUACUGCAACGUAGCAGAUCCCUGUGCACAUGCCAAUGCAUCUACAUUCUUUGAACCUUACGCAAGGUUUGAAAUCUGUCAGUAUGACCCCAAAUACGGGCUAUGCGAUCGUUAUAUUACCCCAGACUGGUAUCGAGUGGAGGACGCCAUGUUGACGGAAUGUCCAAAUCUUCUGAGCUGUGGCGCGCUCUAUCCUGUUUGGUUGAAUGGUUCUGUACCGACCGAAGCUGAGGGUAUUGUUGAUGUAAAGGCAUGUAAAGUCGGUUUUUCUUCGUGUUGUUCAAGAGAAGUUGACGUCAAAAUAAUAAACUGUGGAUCCUUCUAUGCCUAUUGUCUGGGGGCUCUUGAUUCAUGCUCAGAAAGAUACUGUUUCGGAGAGCAAGGUUCUUGUGAAGUUCCGACCACUGUUGGAACGACAACAACUCCCGAACCGACGACUGCUGCCCCACCAACAACCUGUUCUGAAGACCCUUGCAUCGAAAGCAAUCUUCAAACAUUAGCACAACCCAAGGACCGUUCAAUGCAGUGUGAAUACAAAACAGAGGAUUCUUACUGUGAUAACCACCUGGGUCAAGGCUGGUACAAACACGACUCUCCAAUGUUGACUCAAUGUCCUAGUCUCUUAGGCUGUGGGACAGUUUACCCGGUGUGGCUUAAUGGAACAAUACCCAGCACUUCGGACGGUGUGGUCACAAGAAAGGCUUGUCAGAAAGGCUACGACAAUUGCUGUUCGACGUCAUACGACAUCAAGAUUAAGAAUUGUGGCCAAUAUACGGCUUACUGUUUGAAAAGCCUCAAUACUUGUCCAUCUCGAUAUUGUUUUGGUGACGGAGUGUGUGGUGAUGAGGAUACCAAGAAACCUGACCCCCACGAAGACAACAAUCACAGACAUACCAACAUUGAGAUUAUUCUGGGCCUCAUACUGGGAGUUGUGGCAUUGAUAUUCGUUAUAAUGUUGUUCAUCAAUAGGAAGGCUAUAAACAUUAAGAAAUGUUUAGUGAGGAAAACUAAACUAGGAUCGACAGUUAAUAUCAAUAUAGUAAAAGAAGGUAGAGGACCAGCUAUAGAAAAUCCAGUGUACUCACGGGAAAAGGAAGACCGCUCAAGCCCCCCUCCGGCUUAUCAUCCUUAGGUACAGAUGAGGAAGGCCCAGAUCACCUACAAUCUUAUUAAAUGUUCUUUUAAAUAUUUCUCGUUCUUUUCAAGAAAUCAUUACAUGAUUUGUAGAUUUAAGAAAUCAAGGAAGUUUUCUUUUGAGAACAUCUGCGCAGGAUGCUACAACUAACUAGUUUCUGGUUCAAUACUGAUCCAACUGGUGCAAACAUAUUACAUAUCUAUUACGGAACCCUAUCCAGUGAAAAAAUUGUGUCAAUUCAAAUUUUGAUAGGGUUUUGCAGGGACUAUAUUUUUGGUGGAAGGAUUGAUUAAUCAAAAAGUGCUAAAUCUGCGUGAUAUUGCAGUUUCUGUUUCAUCUAAUACAUCUUCUAUUUUUAUACUCCUAUACGUGUAUUUCAGUUUUAUAAUUUAUGAUACAAGUAGGUGAGACUUGGAACCAGGGUUGGGGUAAUUGAAAAAAUAAUUGUAAUUAAUUGUAAUUAAUUACAGUUUUUGAAGCAAUUGGAUGUAAUUUGUAAUUGAAGAUUUUUUUAAUUACAAGUGAUUGUAAUUUAAUUAGUUACCUGAGGAAAACACCAUGUAAUUCAAUUACGUUUUUAUUACUUUUAAUUACAAUUAAUUUCAAUUACAAUCCAGGACCAUGAUAUUGUUUAGCAUGAUAUUAUUGCAAUAUUGCUUAACUCUAUGCGAUACUUGAGUAGAUUGUUUAUUGUGUGUAUUUAAAACCAAAUUAUCCCCUCUCUUUCUUUCUGUCGGUAGUUUGUCUUUAUAUAAGCUCAUCAAAUUCACUGCACUUGUAAGUGAAAUUGAAGCUUGGUCUGUACAAAUAUCACAGUCAGUAUACAUUGUUGUUUGUAAAGAUCUCUCUCUCUCUCUCUCUCUCUCUCUCUCUCUCUCUCUCUCUCUCUCUCUCUCUCUCUCUCUCUCUCUCUCUCUCUCUCUUUUCUGUAUCUUUCUUUCAAAGGGAAGUACAUGUGGUUUUCAGCUGAUCAAAUCUCACUGACAAAAUUGAAACGGUGAAAUCAGGCUUUCUGUAUUGUUCUUAGAGUCCCAGGUAAUUUAAAUGCUAUAAAAAGAAUUCCCAUAAUUGGCAAAGUCAUAUCAUUCUUGAAUGUUCCUGAUCAAGGAAGAUGUCUAGUAGAACUCCAGUUUUCAAGUAUUUUGACAUCCCAGAGUGUCGUGGGCAAAGUUUAUCGGAAUGACAUAUGCUGUUUAAAUGAUAGCACCUUCAAGAAACUGAUGAUCAUCAAAUGUAAUAGUCGAACGAAGCAGUAGUCUGAGAUAAAUUUGUAAAUGUGUUAUCAUUCAUACACCAUGAUUAUCUAAUUUACCACUAGUUUCCUAAUAAAGUUUGAUAAGGUAAUUUAUAAUUUGAUUAAUUUCUUUUGCAAAGUAAUCGUAAUUUAAUUAAUUACAUGCUCUAAAAAUGAGUAAUUGUAAUCUAAUCUAAUUAAAAAAGAAUAGCAAAGUAAUUAUAAUUUCAUUAAUGGCAUUUCAAUGUAAUGGACCCCAACCGUGCUUAGAACUAGAUCAAAUUUUGUAAUUUAUUAACUUGGUUGAUGCAUUUUCCAAACAGAACACCGAUUCUUACAAAAGUUUAAUUGUAUUUACUCGAAAUUUUGUAUAAAAAUUCAGUAUUUUCGCCAAUAUUUUAUAAAUUUUGUCUUCGACCCCUAAUUUUGUGUUCCAUUUCAAAUUUUAAGACAAUACAUUGAAAUUUAUGUGAAAUUCAAGAAAUUGACAUUACUCCUAAUAUACCUUUUUAGACUCUUAUAUUUGAUAUCAUGAUUUUUUUCGUAUCUCAAGUGCAAAAAUGAUUAUAUAUCUAUUUCAUGUAAUGAUUGAUUUGGUUUGCUUAUAUCUUGUUGACACAAACAGACAAAUAAAGUUUUAUGAAUAACAA